AUGGUUGGCAAACAAAUUCGUCCUCAACUUAACGGUAGCACCAAUUCGUUCAACGGAAGCAGCCCCUACAUCUUCGGCCGGAUGAAAGCCGAACUGAACGAUGUGCCGGCCCAGACGGCGGCCGGUUCGACGCUGCCACUGGUCGACAUGCCCAGAGACGACGAGGAAGCGGGAGACUAUGAUCCGUUCGAAAACCGGAAGCUAACCCACCCGACCACCGACACCGAAACGCUCGUCCAUCUGCUGAAGGGUUCCCUCGGGUCCGGUAUCCUAGCGAUGCCGUUGGCAUUCGUCAACGCAGGCCUUUGGUUCGGUUUGGCGGCCACCAUCAUCAUCGGGGCCAUCUGUACCUACUGUAUCCACAUACUGGUGCGCUGUUCGCACAUCCUGUGCCGGCGAGCGCAGAUACCUUCGCUUGGGUUUGCGGACGUAGCGGAGGUGGCGUUCCUGGCCGGACCGGAACCACUGAAGAAGUACUCACGCUUGGCACGGUUCAUCAUCAACCUGUUCCUGGUGGUCGAUCUGAUCGGUUGCUGCUGUAUCUACAUCGUGUUCGUCGGAACCAACAUCAAACAGGUGGUGGACCAUUACACCCACUCGUACUGGGAUGUGCGCGUCUACAUCCUGAUCCUGCUGGGCCCACUGAUUCUGAUCAAUCUGAUCCGCAAGCUAAAGUACCUCACACCGUUCUCGCUGAUCGCUAACGUGCUGAUCGGGGCCGGAGUAGGGAUUACGCUGUACUACAUCGUCACGGAUCUGCCGCCCCUGUCGGAGCGCAAGGCCGUGGCUGAAGUGCAGCAUCUGCCCAUGUUCUUCGGUACCGUCAUCUUCGCCCUCGAGGGUAUCGGCGUCGUGAUGUCGCUGGAGAACAACAUGAAAACCCCGCAGAACUUUAUCGGAUGUCCGGGUGUGCUGAACAGCGGCAUGUCGGUGGUGGUACUCCUGUACGCCACCGUUGGAUUCCUGGGAUACUUGAAGUACGGAGACGAGACCAAGGGUAGCAUUACGUUGAAUCUGCCCGUUGAGGACGUUUUGGCCCAAACGGUUAAGCUGAUGAUUGCGGUGGCCAUUUUCCUGACCUACUCCCUACAGUUCUACGUGCCGAUGGAGAUCAUUUGGAAAAACAUUAAGGGCAAUUUCAACGAGCACAAAAAUGCCGCCGAGUAUGCGCUACGCAUUGGGCUAGUGAUCCUGACGGUGGUAAUUGCAGCGGCACUACCGAACCUUGGCCCAUUCAUCACGCUCAUCGGUGCCGUUUGCCUCAGCACACUUGGUCUGAUGUUCCCGGCCGUAAUUGAACUUGUGACAUUCUACGAAAAACCCGGCUACGGUCGGUUCAACUGGCGGUUGUGGAAAAACAUCUUUCUCAUUCUGUUCGGUGUGGUCGGAUUCGUAACCGGUACCUACGUCAGUAUUGUAGAGUUCUCGGAGCACCUCCAGGAAGAGGUCUAGAACACGCUCUCCCCGCCAGCUUUUGCUUGCCAGCAUCUGCCGAAACCUUGUGAGGUAGGGUGGAUAGAGUAUGGCACGCAGCGCGCUCCGCGCACGAAGCAGGACGAGUGCGUCUGACGUCAUCGAAGAAGUUCCCAGGUCGCAGGUUGGUUCAAUUUGAGGACCUACGAGGCUUGCGAAUCGAGAUCCGUCCUUUUUGGUUGGCAAGAGACCUUCAACUGCGCACUGCUGCAGUGUACUUUCCGGGCACGGGCUCGAUUCAGGGAACUGGUUCCAUCGAUGACUUCAACACGCGCGGCUAGAUUAGUCGCAUAUGCAUGCGGUUCUGUGUGGUUUGCACUUUAAUGUUUCGUUUUUAUUCAAUUAACAAUAGUUCAAUCCCGAAACGUUUGGCAACGUAGCGGUUCCAAACCUUCCCAGUGUGUUUUCCCAGUUAGCGACUAGCGUGCCAAGAGUCCCACCUCGAAUCUGAUUCGAGUGUCAUAUCUGCGAUAUUUAAGAACGGAAGGUGAUGAACAUGUACAUCUACGACACAACUCGAAGAGAACGAAGAGUUUGACAUACCUUCAGGACAGAGUUACUUUCGAAGACAAUGACCGCACACGUAAAUUACUAGACAAAACGUAGGGAACGACCGGAAUUCGACCGGACCAACUGCAAGACGGCUCUAGAAACUAGAAACAAUAACGCCAUUCGAUGGAAACGGGGCGAUCGGAAAAAAGUCCAACUGGACGACCUUUCGACCUGCUCGUGAUCCGGGAGAAUAUGAAAAAAGUCAUGUGCCUAGAGCCUAGCCACACUGGAUUGUGAUGUUAAGCUGUCAUCUAGCGUUUAAGUGCUGCAGUGCUGCUGCUGUGAACAACAGAACCGCAGAGAAAUAUAUAUAUUUAUCGAUUUUAUCUUUCUGUACAACACCUAAGGGCGUACCCUUCAUGUAACAUUGUUCCUGAGAUAGUUUAUAGAUCGGAGAACGGUUAGAAUCGUAGUGUUAGUGGACGUGCAGAAGCAUGGGAACCGACUUUCUUUUGAAUAAAACAGGAAGACAGUCCGGAAUGCAACGAACAGACUCGGAAUUAACUCGGAAGUGUCAUGAAACGAAGUGUUCCACAUCGUGUACAGUCGACAAUAAACUAAUUAACAGACAUACCAAUAAAUCAAACUUACGACUUUUUUUAACAAGUAGAGCUUCCCCUUUUUCAGACGUAGAACUAUUGUUGGCUUUCUGUUUUCCAUGUUUCCUAUCGUUCGUUACAAAAGUAUACAGAUGCACAACUACUGCAUAUAAUUAUGAGUAUCCUUGAAUUAUGAAGAUGCCUUGACGCUAUACAUUAAAUAUGUUGGCGAUAGAAGUUCAAUAACUAACAUUAUGAAGAUCUUAGCAUGUAGAUUUAUAUUGUAAGUUAUCAAAAAUACGUUAAGUUUGUUGAUGAUGUGUUUCAAAUAUUAUUGAAUAAAUGGCCCACC
This is a messenger RNA of Anopheles cruzii, 2916 nucleotides long. Its product is annotated as proton-coupled amino acid transporter-like protein pathetic. The transcript is spliced from 4 exons. Bases 1 to 1452 code for a protein of 483 amino acids. Gene Ontology annotation, cellular component: vacuolar membrane. Gene Ontology annotation, molecular function: amino acid transmembrane transporter activity. The record is from RefSeq and is a predicted model, not a curated record. Gene Ontology annotation, biological process: amino acid transmembrane transport. NCBI's taxonomy places the organism in Eukaryota, Metazoa, Arthropoda, Insecta, Diptera, Culicidae.